Molecule: messenger RNA, 1916 nt
Organism: Dentiscutata heterogama
Lineage: Eukaryota; Fungi; Glomeromycota; Glomeromycetes; Diversisporales; Gigasporaceae
Source: the annotation of a GenBank genome assembly
AAAUGCAAAAUCGUCAUCUUGAUCAAGUUUCUUCUCUUCAGACGGUCCAAGGUGGUGAUACUCAAAGUUCUAUUUCGCAACAUCACGCAGAACUUCAAACCAUGCAUCAUAACUUGCAAACAGAGCUUAAAAAUGGUCUUAGAGGGAUACAUGAUGAAUACCUAAAGAUGCUGGAACGACAACAACAACUUGGUAACGAAAUUAAGAGUUCACAAGCUCUUCAGAACCGUCUUACUGAAUUUGAAUCCGAACUCAAUAAGUUACUCAUGAUGAAUGCACAUUUAACAACUGAAAAUACAAGACUUUUAGACGAAAACCAUAACAUCAGAUUAGAGAUAUCUAAUAAUAAAGACAAAACUUUACGUGCUGAAAAGGACCUUGAUUUGAUUCGAAACACGGUAAAAUCGGUAGAAACACAAAAGGCUGCACUGAAUGACAUGAAUAAAAACCUGGAAAACAAAAUACGUAAUCUACAAAAUUCGCAUAAUGAAAUUUAUAAAGAAUGUAAUGCAUUACAACAACAAAAAGAUGAACUUAAUGUUAAGCUUGUUCAAAUAGAAGCAGAUCUCUCCGAGUCGAAACUAAAAAAUCAAGAAUUAGAGCAUAAAAUACUCAUGGAAGAUAGUUCUUCUAAAACUAAAGAAGAUAACUUACGGAAACAACUACAAGAAGCUAAUCAACAAAUCAUCGAACUUCGUGCAGACCAACGUCGAGUAAAAGAACUCGAAAAUGAAAUAGAAACUCUUAAAAGCAAUGAGUCUGUCCAGUUAAAGUCAAAGAGUAAGGAAAUUGAUGGAUUGAACAAUCAAAUAGCUCAACUUAACCGGAGAGUCAAUGAACUUGAUAAUAGUCGGUCCGAAUUACAACAAAACAAUCAGAAAGAAAUUGCAUCACUCCGUGCUUCCAAGCAGGAAUUGUUACAACUCCAUGACCGCAAUAAAACCCUUGAAGAUGAAAUUUCUAAUGCACGUAAGCAUAAUAAAGAGCUUGAAAAUAAAGUUGAUGAACUUGAAGCAAGUCUUGUUGAAUAUAAGAACAUUCGAGAAGAGUUCGAAAAUGUCAACCGGAGAGUAAAGAGCAUGGUAGAUUUUGAAGCCCAGUAUAACGAAAAAGUUGAAGAGUUUAAUAGACUUCGUUUAAGAGUUCAAAAAUUGGAAUAUGCAGAAAAGGAUCUUAAAUUCACUCUUGAAGAUAAGAAAGAAUUAUUAAAUCGUGUAGAAGCAUUAGAAGCAGAAAAUAAAAUGCUGUUAGAAAAUAAUCGAUCACAAAAGAACGCGAAUGCUACGUCAAAUACGUAUUCAUAUGGACCUAAAAUGAACGAGUAUGAAGAUCGAAUGAUCUCAAGGGAUCAUCCACCUUUGUAUAACAAUCAACCUAACGGGAACUUAGAACAAGCACAUUACAAUUCCCGGGUGAAACCGUUUAGUAGUGAAUACAAUUAUCAGACAUUCAGUCAGUCACCUGCUAAUGGUGGUAUUAAUUUAACACAACAAACAACAUCCAUGCCACAUAUGAUAAAUGGAGCUACACAACAACAGCAACCAUCUCAGCAUCAACCAUUUAUUCCUCAAACACAAACAUUUGUUCCCUCUGUGCCUAUCCGUUCAAAUACUCCCGUUCCGUCACAGAAAAUGCCGCAAAAGCAGGAUCAACAGCAACUACAACAAUCUCCACUUCCAUCACGACAAACACAACCUAACCAAGAACAAUCUACUGUGAAACAAGAAAGCAAGACUCAUAGUCGUCAAGGUUCUCGUUCAAAUAAUAUUGGAAGUAGCGGAAAGAAGCAGCGCAAUCAGGCUGCAAAGAAGAAAGAUCGAAUUAGAAGAAAUUCGACGACGACGGAAAAUUCGGAUAAUCCAUGGACCAAAAGUGACUCAAAAUUGGCCGACAAGCCUUUUUGGAAUGAGACUUAA